Molecule: messenger RNA, 1970 nt
Organism: Laetiporus sulphureus 93-53
Lineage: Eukaryota; Fungi; Basidiomycota; Agaricomycetes; Polyporales; Laetiporaceae
Exons: 14
Coding region: 185-1693 (502 amino acids)
Source: RefSeq, a predicted model, not a curated record
GGCAUUGUAACCCACACCUUGGCACGCCGUCAACUCAUGGCACGAGAAGCUAUCCUCGUGUAAGCCGCGUUGCAGAAAAGGCACACACAUACCAAUCUUAUUAUAAUUGCAUGCGCUCUGCGGUGCCCUCUAUGCCCUCGAACUUCCCUGUCAUUGAUAACGGCUACCACAAUCUCCAUCCGUCAUGAGCUCAGAAUCGCCACAGGUAUUGAGCAAGACGCCUUUGAAACUAAUUGAUAAUGUUCAGAACUAUCCAUCUCAGCCAUGCAGCGUGGCGAUCACAGCCUCUACGGACUGGGCUGGGGGAAAGGGGGAGGGCGAGGCGCACUGUUAUCUUAGGACGUCCGAUGGACAGGUCUCACAGCAUUGCCAAAAGCAGCGCAUGCUACGAGUUCCACCAGCGAGGAUUGAUCGCAAUUUCCGAUCAGCGUUCGCACGUAUACCGCAGACAGAUGGAUGGAAGCCCGGAGGACUUGUUCGUGAAUGCGAUCCACGAAGCCAACUGAGCUGCUUGGCUUGGGAUGAUAGAAAUCAAACGCUGUUCUAUCAGCUGGCGGAUAAUACCAUUCGCGAGACUAGGUUUGACAGCCGCUGGUAUGACACAAACUUUUUGCAGGCGGAUGUCAUGCCUGGAACACGUAUCGCCGCCAUCUGCACGUCCGAUGGUCUGCGCGCUGUAGUCUUCUUUCAAGAUUCAUCAGGAUUUUUAUGCUAUCGGCGCGCUUGGAAUUGGAACUGGGAGAUCAAUGCUACCCGCCUCGCGAAGGCUGCCCCAAAUACCGCCAUCGCCGCGGUCAUUGCGGAUUUGCCAGAUCACCUGAGAGCUGCUGAUCGCAUUCGUGUGUACUAUCAAGAUGAACAGUGGAUCCUACGUGAGCAUGUGACCGAUGAUUUCGGCACGAAAUGGGUCAUUGGCGAUUUUUUUGAGGAUCCCGGGCAAUUCAUUGCGAGUAUGGCAGCGGUGUUUCUCUAUGCUGAUGGCCCACAACUACGAGUAUUUUACCAUGAUCUGCGCAGCCUGUGUGUCAGUGAAAAGUGUUGGGAGUCAAAUGAAUGGUCCCAAAGCAGGACAGUCUUCGAUGCCUCGUGCGAGGUCUAUGUCACUGCGUAUACACGCGUCGUUGAAGUAACAAAACCAUCCGUCCUGAACCUUCUUCACGUUGGCCCUGACGCGGUGAUCGAUCAGCAUAUUUGGAUGGCCCAGCUGGGCUGGUUGAAGCCGUCCUUCGUUGAGUACCAAUCGGAUAGUGAAGGGAUCCGUAAUGGUUCAUGGAAAGGCGAGCGCUUCCACGACGGAUCAUUCCCGUCGAAUGCCUGGGACAAAAGAAUCAAGGGUAUUCGCAUUCGCUCGGGCACCGUAGUUGAUGGGAUAUGCCUUGACUUUGCAAAUGGCACAUCUACUUCUUGGCAUGGGGGAUUCGGAGGUAACUUACAUCAAACAUUCGAAUUAGCAGCCGGUGAGGACAUUGUCCAGGUGCUGGUACACGCGAACAAUGAGUACAUUCGCGCUUUGCAGUUCAGAACGUCAAAGGGCCGAGCGUCAGAACUCUUCGGAAGCAAUGGUGCAACAUCCUCAAUUACCUGGGAGGCUAAAGACAAAGUUCUUACUGGUUUCAGUGGAACGUUUGGGAAAUACAAGCCCACGGGAGCUCUGGUGCUGACAGGAUUACAGCCUUUGUGGAGGGACCCCUAGCUUGCACUGCUGAGCGGGUGCGCGCUUAUUGAUGCAGCCUAUCACAACGGAGGCCGUCGGAGUCCGAGAGUAGAACGCAAAUGCAGGUGGUAAUCAAACUGUUUCUUGGAACGUAUUGCUCGCUUCGCGAUCCUGUAUAUAGCUAUCAUCAACGAGGCAGAGAACGAAGGCUCAAAAAUGCAACAUCGCACAGUGUAAGUAUUCAUAUCCACAGCUAACCAUACUAUUAAGUGUAGCCUCCAUCAUUACACAGUCAAAAUGCCUAGCUGUAUCCGAG